Molecule: messenger RNA, 1361 nt
Organism: Amphimedon queenslandica
Lineage: Eukaryota; Metazoa; Porifera; Demospongiae; Haplosclerida; Niphatidae
Exons: 7
Coding region: 105-1361 (418 amino acids)
Source: RefSeq, a predicted model, not a curated record
AUGCGUGGGCGAAAAUUCCGCUACCGGAGGGUCUUCUCACUCUUCUGACUCUUCUCCUAAAUCUCCUGUCUUCUCUUUCUUGCCGUUAGAUUCGCCCAUUCGUCAUGCUGCCAAGACUUUUCAAAGCAUCCGAGCACCUUCAAUCAGAAGAUUUCGAUAAAGCAGUUAAAGCUAAAGUUGAAAUACAUGUCAGGUCAUCUGACUCAAGGCCAGGGAGGGAAAGAAUAAUACUGUAUAGUCCAGCAAGUUACCCUUCAAGUAUUAAAGUUUUUCCAUGGUACCAGUUAGUACAGUCUUCUGAUGAUUUCGAUUUGUCGAAUGUUUUAAAGCCAUAUGUCCUUUUGCACAAAGUUAAAAGACAUGAUAGGAUUAGAGCAUCUUCUAUUUAUUCCAAAUAUGCACAUCCUAAUCUGAAGUUAAUUUUGAUAAUGUCUUCUAAUAUAACUCAGAAACACUUGGAUAGUGAUAGGGAAUUAAUUGAUUGUCCAAUUACAAUUGUAAUAAUACCACAUAAAUUUAAGCAUGAAUUGAAAGACUUCAUUGCUGAUGCUACAAAAAAUUAUGAAGCAUCGGUUAAACCUGUGAUUUCAACCAAGGUGCAUUAUUUUUUCACCACUGCAAAUGUUGAUGAUGUAAUUUUCAAGCGAAGAAUGCAUGAAUUUAUUCAAGAGAGAACAUGCAUUACAAUGGAAUCAAUAGAUGAUCCUUCUGGAAAAUCGUUGAGAUUAUUGAAGUGGAUUUUGGACAAAGUUAACCUAACAUUUCUUGAUAAUCAAUUUGAACUUUAUUCUGUGACUCAUGAAGAUGUUAUUCAACAUGUUCUUGACCUGUUAGUUGAGAAAGAUCAUAUUGAUUCUGUAUUUUCAAAAGAUUUUAUUUUCUAUUUUUGCUUCGCAAACAUUUUGCAUUGUUUUUAUUCCCUUCAAGCAUAUCCAGAAAGUCUAAAAUUGUUGGUAUAUAAAUGUGUUACUAAGCUAAAGGAAAUAAAGCCAACAGACAUUGCAAGAUAUCAGCAAGAAUUCAUUGAUAAGGGAAGUUUUAAAAUUUACGAUUCACAUGUAACUGAGAUCAAUGUAUUUCAUUUGGCUGCAAAAUCAUUUAUUACUGUAAGCCAAGGAUAUCUUAUGAUUUACCCUAGUAGUGCUGCUGUUGAAUAUGCAUAUGUAAAGAUUUUGUCAGUAUCUAUUGCUAUAAAGUUCUACAAUUCAUGUAGUAUGCUAAAGAAAAUUCAAAAAUUAUGGUUUAAGGAAGUUUUGCAGGCAAGAAAUAAUUUUUUAAGUUAUAAGACAUUUUUUCUGUUUAGCAUUUUCUUUCCAAGGAGUUGUCAGAAAGUGACAUUGAAAGUUUUAGCAAUGGGCUAA